ACAAAAAGUCAAAAUAAAAUGCCCAAAAACAGAAACAAAAUGUCGUCAAGAUAAAAAAUGAAAGCAAGGCAAAUGAAAUGAAAUAGGAUUUUAGAGGAUUAAUUUGGUUUAUUGGUUUCCUCAAAAUUUAUUAAUACAGUAAUUUUGUUUUUAGCUGUAAAUAUAAACGUGCAAUAUCUCAAAUUUGUACGUAAAAUCAACUUUAAUAUGGAAAUAGAGCAAGAUGCUAGUGAGAAGACUUGUAAAAUAGAAAUAGAUGAGGCAUGUGAUGGUCCUUUGGAUGUCUUCAAAAUUGAAAUUACGGAAGAACCCAAGAGAGAACCCAACGCAUUUGAUAAUCCAGAUUUUAAUAAGUUCCCGGUAAAUCCUGAAGUAGAGCAAGUUGAAUAUAAAUUUACCCUAUCUGAAAAAAAGCAAACAAGCAGUGAAGAAGGUUGUCCCCAUGAAGAGGACAAAAUGAAAAUGAUGGAAACUUUACUUUCACCUCAUCAGGGAAAAUAUAACGGUCAACAAAUCGAAGGAAAAAUAUUAAUUAAAAAUAGGAAAGUUGGGACUGGACAAAAACCUUACAAAUGUGAAAUUUGUUCUAAGCAAUUUGGUGAUGCAGGAAAUUUGACAAGACACUUAAGAAUACACACUGGAGGAACGCUUUACAAGUGUGAUAUUUGUUUUAAGCAAUUUACUCGAGCAGGCAGUUUGAAAAUACACUUAAGAACACACACUGGAGAAAAGCCAUAUAAGUGUGAAAUUUGUUUUAAGCAAUUUACUUAUGCAAGGAAUUUAAAAGAACACUUAAGAGUGCACACUGGAGAAAAGCCUUACAAGUGUGAAAUUUGUUUUAAACAAUUUGGUGAUGUAGGAAAUUUGACAAGACACUUAAGAAUACACACUGGAGAAACGCCUUACAAGUGUGAUAUUUGUUUUAAGCAAUUUACUUUUGCAAGUAGAUUAAAACAACACUUAAGAAUACACACUGGAGAAAAGCCUCACAAGUGUGAAAUUUGUUUUAAACAAUUUAGUCAAAUCAGUCAAUUAAAAACACAUUUGAGAACGCACACCGCAGAAAAGUCUUACAAGUGUGAUAUUUGUUCUAAUCAAUUUAGUGAAGCAGGAAAUUUAAAACUACACUUACGAACACACACUGGAGAAAAGCCUUACAAGUGUGAAAUUUGUUUUAGGCAAUUUACUUUUGCAAGCAAUUUAAAAGAACACUUAAGAAUGCACACUGGAGAAAAGCCUUACAAGUGUGAAAUUUGUUUUAAGCAGUGUAGUAAAUCAGGUAAUUUAAAAAAACACUUAAGAACACACACUGGAGAAAAGCCUUACAAGUGUGAAAUCUGUUUUCAGCAAUUUACUCAAGUAGGCAGUUUGAAAAAUCACUUAAGAUUGCACACUGGAGAAAAGCCUUACAAGUGUGAAGUUUGCUUUAAGCAAUUUAGUCAAUCAGGUGAUUUGAAAAGACAUUUGAGAGUGCACACGAGAGAAACACCUUACAAGUGUGAAAUUUGUUUUAAACAAUUUAGUACAACAGGAUAUUUGAAAACACACUUACGAAUGCACACUGGAGAAAAACCUCACAAGUGUGAGAUUUGUUUUAAGCAAUUUUCCCUAACAGAUACUUUGAAAAGACAUUUGAUAAUACACACUGGAGAAAAGCCUCACAAGUGUGAAAUUUGUUUUCAGCAAUUUACUCAAGCAGGCAGUUUGAAAACUCACUUAAGAUUGCACACUGGAGAAACACCUUACAAGUGUGAAAUUUGUUUUAAGCAAUUUAGUCGAUCCUAUGAUUUGAAAAAACAUUCGAGGGUGCAUACUGGAGAACAGCCUCACAAGUGUCAAAUUUGUUUCAAGCAAUUUAGUGCAACAGGAGAUUUGAAAACGCAUUUAAGGGUGCAUACUGGAGAAAAACCUUACAAGUGUGAGAUUUGUUUUAGUCAGUUUUCUGUGAAAUGCAAUUUGAAAUCCCAUUUGAGAUUGCACACUGGGGAGAAACCUCAGACAUGUGUGAAACUUGUUUAAAACAGUAUAUUCAGAGGCGUAACAGAGGCCUCCGCAGCAUAAAGCUUGCUGGGGCCCAUAUUAUCUUCUAAUGUAAUGUAAAAAUAAGGUAGGUGACCCAAAUAAGGCCACGUUAACGUUUGAUUUUUUUUAAGGAGGCAUUUGAAUUAGAAAAUAACAAAAUAGCUUUAAAUGUCAGUUAACUUACCGACAACCUAUACUACUUUCGUUUUUACUGAUAUAUUGUUAUGAAUAUUAAUUGUUUUUAAUUGUAACCUUUUUUGGUAAUUCUCCGUAUUAGGGCCAGGUGUUCUGAAUAAUGCCAAUAAGAAUAAACCAUUUUGUGUUCAAUUGGGUUAAAAAGAAAUACAACUGACUGCAAAUGAAAGUCAAAUUUAUUCUACAUAUUUUAUGUUGAAAAAUGAAACAAAAUAAUUUUGAAUUUGAAAUAUUGAAUGAUUUAUUUACAAAGUAAAUAUUUUUUAAACAGCACAUUUUGGGCAGAUAAAUGCGUCCUGGACAUAUCGUCCACAGGCUAAGCACAUCCUCAUAUCUCUGAUCGGGUCCUCGUCACAAACGAGGCAGUACCAUGAUUCCUUGUGGGGUAGGUCUCGCUGUGAAGACUUUUUUGAUGGCUUCUUAAUUGUACCACUUGUACAUGGUAGGGACGUAUCAACAAUUUUACUCCUUUGAAGAUUCUUUUUUCAUUUUCAUUUGGAGGCGUUUGGGCUGGUCAUUUUUGUUUUUAAUAAUUUUCGGUGCAGCAUCGCCUUUAUCAGAAAGAGCAUCAAACAAGUUAACAUCAUUUUGGUUUUAAUCUUGGGAGUGAAUAACAUUUCUGUGAAAGAUUUGUUUAGCUUAGAUGUGGUGUCUUCAAAGGAAACAGUUGGUACAGGUUCCAUAUCUUCAUUGUCUGAUAUGUCGUGAAUCGAGUAUUUUGAAGAAUCAUCACUGUCAGAGCUAACGUCUUGGUGGUUGGAAGUACGUUUAGGAGGUAUAGUUUUGGUGCUUUUAGCUGAAGGUUGAUUCAUUGGUUCUGCAGAAGUACUUUGUUCAGUUUCUGCACUUCUGAUUUGUGGUGUUUGAAUCUUGCUCAUUUCCAUUUUCAUCAAUUGGAUUUUCAAGUUCGGUUAGGCAUGAAGGUGCAUAAGCGCUCUCUGGAAUCACCGAUGGAUUGAAAGGGUAAAUUCCCGUAGCUUUGAACCCGGAGAAAAUAUUUCCUGGUGUCGUAGCCUUAGCCCAAAAUUCAGAAAAUAUUCGUCCAAAGACUGUGCGUCUUAUCGAGCGUUCAGGAUUAUUCAUCCAAAAACGAAGAACCUCAUCCCAAAACAAUUCGAAAGAUUUGAAAACAGACUUAUCCAUAGGCUGUAGUUCAUGGGUUGUAUUGCUUGGUAGACAAAACAGUAUAAUGCCGUACUUUUCAGCAGCUUUAACAAUAUUUGCAUAUAAAUGAGACUUAACCCGGCAGUGGUCGCUAUAUGAGAUUUUCUCUCACGGUUUCAGAAAAUUGCGCACAACUUUUUUUCUGGGAAAUUAUACGCGCUGUAGUUCCUUCUAGUUUCCUAACUAUCCUCCCUCAGCAAUCUAAUAUACUCGUCCGCUCAGAUAGUGACUCAGUUUACUUAGUAUCACCAUAUUGUUGAGUCGGUGCGCUUCAUGUGAGAGAUUAUCUCAUCAAGCGACCACCGGCGCCACCAACUGUGUAUAAAAAUUAAUUUUAUUUUUCCCCUUAAAACCUGAAAUAAUAUCCUUUUAUUAGGGUUACCAUACGUCCGGACAGUCCGGAUUUGAAGGACAUGUCCGGAUUGGCGUCAGGAUAUGAGAAAUGUCCGGAUUUUUUUUCUUUACUAAAAAAAAUGGAAAAUACUAGGCCCAACGGUGAGAAAUUUCAUUCUGCGCAGCACCUUAGGUCUAAAGUAUGUUAAAACAUAGGCAGGGCCGCCCAGAGCCAGGCCGGGCCCCGGGGAUGAGACCCGGCCGCCCCCCCCCCAAACCCAGUUGAACGAAAAUUCCCAAAAAUCUGAUAACUCAUAAACUGGGAUAUGUAAUAGUGAAUACUCAUGCUAUUGACACAGGAAGGAAGAAAAUUAAAACAGUUUUAACAAUUAAACUUUGUUUUUAAUUAUUUACAAUAGAACUGUUAUUUACAACAUAACUUUUCUUGCUUUCAUAUCUACAAAGUUUUGGAUCACGUGGUCGAAAUCAAGAGUUUUUGCAAGUUUCGACUCUAUGCUUAACAGUCCCAAAUCAGAUAAUCGUUGUUGACCCAUAGUAGAUCUUAAACUUAUAUUAUUGCCUUAUUGCCUUUUCCAAAUGCAUAAUAUUCCUUAUAAUAAUUUCAUAAUUAAAACCGCAAGCAAAUUCAAUCUGUUGUAAAAUAUUUUAAUAAAAGGAAUUUUUUUAAAUUUGCUAACGGCCGGGCCCCGGGAAUUUUGCCCCCCCCCCCUGCCCCCCCCUCUGGUCGGGCCUGAACAUAGGUGUAUAUUAUGUAUUUUAAACUGGCAGAGAUUUUCGAUGUUAGUUGUAUAUUGUAGCGAAACAGCUGUACUUUUAAUUGUGCCAUAUGCAUUUCGCAUAUAUGUACAAUGUAGAGGUAGCAACACGGUCAAAUUCACAUUUUACAUUUUCUACAACCCAUUGGACUACCCCUGUCCGGAUUUGGCCUUAAUAAAUUAUGGCAACCCUACCUUUUAUGAUGUAAUAAAAGGCGCCGUGGAUGUGGUCGAUGAUAUGAAAAUCCUAUAUUCUGUAUCACGGGUUAGUUGUAGAUGGUCACUUACCAUAUAUUUUUCAAUGUUAAAUAUUGGCGGCAUCAAUAGUCACAUUUUAUAUAAAGAUAAUAAUAAUAAAACAGAAAAGCAAAUGACUUUAUUGUUGAUGAAACCUCAUCUUUUUUGUAAAAUUUUGUAAAGAAUGGCAAAAUUUGGAUAUGUGAGAGAAAAUCUCACGCGCGACCACUCGCGUAACAACCUACCUAGCGACCAAUGCCGGGUUAACACCAUCAAACAUCAACAAAGUAUUUUUAUCUCCAACUCAAAACUGUUAAAAAUGUUCGAUCCACUUCACAAAAACGUUGUGUGCCAUACUUCCGUUGGGUGUCAUAACUACCCCUUGGUUCCAGAAAAAUGAUUUUCUUCCCAUUAUGGUUUGAGCCUCUGACCCUUAAAUAAUAUCAUUGGUGGUAUGUACUGACCACUAGCAUUGGCACAUGACACGAUUGUCACGUUUUCUGCGUACUCAGGUGCUAGUAUAUGCACUCUCUUUGUCCCUUUUUUGGCAAGAACUUACUGUUGGUGGUGCAGUGUCAAACGGCAACCCUUUUCAUCGAUAUUGUAAAUAUUCUGGAGCUUUCCAGCAACAUCCAAUUCUUCCAUGACUACCUUCAAUUUGUCAAAGUAAUCAGUGACAAUCACUUUAUUAAGGUUACCCAGCAAACAGACCGACGUGUUAAUUACGUGAAUUUUAGGUACAUUUGUCACCAAUAUACGUAAAUUGUUUACGUGAAUUUCACGUGAAAAUUUGGUUGGAAUGUCACAUUGAAAAUACGUCUUUAAAUUACGUGAAUAACUCGUCUUCAAUAGACGUGUUAUUUACCUUAAAUAGCAAUAAAAUCUUUCGGGAUAUUCACGUUGCAAAUACGUGUUGAUUAACGUAUCUUUUAGGAAAUGUAUAUAUUAGUAUUCACGUGAAAGAUACGUCCUCGGUUCACGUAAAUAAUUCGACCUUAAUUAACUUAUGAAUCACGUAAUUAUUAUCCAUAUAAUAUAAAUAAAACAAGCAUAUAAAGUAUUAACAAUGUAUUUAUUUAGUAGAAUUUAGAGACUUUAAAACAUUUGUCCUGUAUAAUUAUUAUAUAAGAUAAUGAACCAAAAAAUACCGACCUAAAGACACAUUAAAAAAUUUGCCAACACAAAACACAACACAGGUAACUUUUUAUUUCGAGGAGGACACUUCGACACUUUCUUGUUUUUUCUAAUUGCAUCAUGGCACUUCAACCCUCGAGCAGUGAGGUGAACGUUAAUACGAAAGACAUUAUACUAUAAAUAAACCCGCCUAAAAUAAAACGAGGGAAAUAAAGCUCUUCACGUUUCACUUUUUGUUGUGAUGAGAGUGAGAAGCCAGAAGCCAGAGAAGCUGAUGCUGCUGAUGUUAGAGGUAAUGAUAAUCGAUUAUAAAAAUCGAUUAUUUUUAAAUUAUAGUUAAACUAUUCUACUUACCUUAAAUUAGUAUUACGAAUUUUCUUUUUGUUUUUAAAUUUCUUCUACUAUUAACUAAUUGGUCUUACUAAAAAUCUAUUUCAAUACCAGAAUAAUAUAAAAAAAUAAUCCUAUCGAAACGUAUCUAUUAUUCGAUAAAUCGAUUAAUUUAGUUUUCGAACCAACUAUGUUAGUCACGUGAUGGUAUUUAAAGGAGGAGAAAUGUUUGGUAGUACUUCAUCACCGCGCGCGAUUUGAAAAUAAGACUCAACAUCAUUUUAGCUCAUGGGAUAUUUUUAAAGAAAAAAAUAGCUUCAAAUCAAGGUUGGAUUGAAAUAGUUAUGCUAAAUGAUCUUAAAAGCGAAAUCAUAAACUUUUUGUUUAAAUAUUGGUAUUAUUUACAUGACUUUUACGUGAAAUACAUCUAAUUUUUCGACGUCCAUAAAAUACAAUGAGUAAAAUUCAAGCGAUACGUAUUUAACCAAAAGCGUUGUAAAAUUUUUGUUUCCAAAAUAUUUCUCAAAAUUUAACCAAAGGAAGUUAUUUCUGUUUCGUGAUUAUUACGUGAAAUAAACGUACCUUUGCGAUGUAACCAAAAUUCACAAAUAUUAUAAAAAACAUGUACUAUAUUCGUCAUUAUGAUUUUAUAUUAUUCUAAUGUCAAAUAUGUAUAAAGAAAGCACAAAUAUAUAGGUGAAUGAUUUGGCACUGAAAUACGUUUUUUUCCCGUCAUAAAUCACCGAGUUACGUAUUCGUUGAAAUUUGCCGUAAAUUUAACGUAAUUAUCACGUAAUUGGGCUCAAGUCUGUUUGCUGGGUACUUGCUCUUGCUGGAUUCAAAUUGUGUGUUUUACGCCUAGCCACAUCAGGGUGGCGACCCAAAAAUAGUCUCAACCACUUACGCCCAGCUUUUUAUUACAUUAGGUUAAAAUUAUGUAGAAUAUUGUUUUCCUCACAGAAAGAAAACACACUUCUUCCAAUUAUCUUGUUAGUAAUAGGCAUUCCAACCUCAACGAGACGAAAGACGAAAGAUUCUGGAGCAAAGUUCAGUUUCUUGAUCAGAUAAUAAAAUCGUAUUUACACCUAAUUUUCUAGUUGAUAUACAUGUCAAAUGGUUUCGUAAGGUCCUAGGUAUCCGGAAUUACUAAGCAUUUAUAAUUUUUUGGGCAAAAUCAUUAAAAGGUGGGAUCAUCUGCUAACAAUGCAGAAAAACGUCCAACCAAAAUCAUAUAUUAUUACCAAAAACAUAAUUAUGUGAUAUAUUAGUUUUCGAUUAUUUGUAUUUCGCGCGGUGUCACUGCUCAUUUUGACAUCAUUGACCAUCCCACUACACUGUAAUAGUCUAUUGGCUGUGAGUUUCGACGGUAGCGCUAUCUCGCGGUUUGAAACUUAUACUUUUCUGAUAAAAUUUAUGUAUGUGAAAUAUACAAAACGAGAAAAAUAGAUACUUAUCUAGAAAGACACAAAUUAUGAACUGAAAUAUUAUUGUAACCUGAUUACUAAACGAAUACACAGAAUUAAUAGUAAAAUUAAUUAUGUUUUUUUAUUUUAUUCAUUAUAAUUUUAAUAUUUAAUAUAUAAGUUCGUGAGACUGGAUGACUGCUUACGCAAGAGACCAUUGAGAAAAAGAAUAAGUUUAUAUGAAUUAUUUAACAUUUUAAAGGUUACCUCUGUUUAUUUUUGUGUGCUUACUGCUUUGCUUAUUAAAAUUUGUAAUUUGUAUGAAUUGUAAUUUGUUUGAAUUCUAUCAAAAUGGAUAUUAAACAUUAUACUGGAUUCAAGUCUUAUUUCCCAUGAUAUCCAAUUUCAAUCAGCAACACCAAAAAAGGAAAGGAUUUAGUUGACACAGGACAUGUACGCAAUGUUUCCGAAUAUAAUAACUGCAUCCAGUACUGUUAUAUUCAAUAUUUUUACAUGAAUCAAUACAAGAGCUGCAAUAUCUUGUUUUCUUUUUUGAAAAAUCCAUAUUACCCGCCAUUUCAGUUUGUGAAGUUUAUCAAAUGCACAAAACAAAACUGCCAACAGCCACUAACACAGCGUUGCCACAUUUUAUUUAGAAAAUCUACUGUAAGUUUAGCUUACUAUUAUAAAAUCUACUUAUCAAAAACUAAAAUAUACUAUAUAACUUUAUUAAUAUAUUUGUAUAUAAUUUAGGACUUUUUAUAAUAAAAAUAACAGCUGACUAACUAGAAAUUUUUUUUAUUUAGCUAAUGCCUCGACAACUAAUGGGCAUUGGCAUGGUGAUGGUACAGUGGAUUUUACCAUAGGUAGCUAGUGUUAUUGUGUAGUGUGUGUGUUGAGUAAGUGUCUUGUUACUUUGCAAAGUCGAUGUCAUUGUCUUUGCAGAGGCGCUAAUUAUAUCCGAACGUCUGCGGUCCCUCCGGUGGGUACCGAUCACACAAGGAUAGAAACUAUUUUCAUUUAUUAAUUUAUAAUAAACGAAAAAUUCUCUACCCUGGUGAGAUUCGAGUUCACGACCAUUCGGACCUUUCGAUCCAAAGGUAGGCGCUCUUACCACUGAGCCACAGAGGGAGUUUAACUAGAAAUUAAUACGACUGUUUGUAAACAAAAACCAAACUUUUUUAUAUUUUAACUGGGGAACAAAAUGACCAACUAUAAUUAAUUUUUAUCAGUUUCAUAUUUAAUAUUUGUAUAUAAUAUUUUGUCAUCCACUGAUUUUAACAUCUGCAUGUCUGGAUCACAUUCUUUAAACAAUUAUUUCGCAUUUUACAUUAGAAACACGCAAACACAACAUUUGUUGUUUUGCAAAUAUUUUAGUUUUCCAUCGUUAGCUUCUAAAGGCCGCGUCUCACCAUCAAAUAAUUUGAUCAAACAGUUUGAGCAAACUCCGGAAGUACGUCAAAGUAACGUCACAAUUGCAGUUUUUUUGAAAUUCUAAAAAUCUGUGCUCUCACUAUCAGUCUAGUUUGAUCAAACUUUUUGUAUUGAGUUGUCCAACUUGUUUGUACUUUAUUUAAAAUUAAAAUUUUUCAUCAGGAUGUGACGUCACUAACUGUCACUUUCAGUUUGCUCAAACCAGUUUGAUCAAAUUAUUUGAUGGUGGGACGCGGCCUUAACAGGUUCACCGAAUACCAGAACUCUUCAAUAACACCUGAAAUAGGUACUGAUUGCACUGCUACUUGAAAUCUGCAAGUUUGUUACACCAGAAUCCAGUUUCAUUUCUGUUUAAUAUUCAUCAUCUACGUCCUGGGGCUAGAUUCCGUGCACUGUAGAUAUCUACACUUCGAUUUCUAUCGAUGUCAAUUGUCGUGAAAAUAUUUGAAUUGUUAGCUUUAAUUGAAUUAUUUUCUAGUUUUGCUAGUUGAUGCUGAAGUGAAAGAAAAUAUUUGAAUUAAAACUAAAAAUUCAAAUAUAUUGACAUUGAUAGAAAGCGGUCGGCGGUGUUAGCGAUUGUACACAGAAUCCCACCCCUGAAUCUUAUUUUCGGUAAUGACAUUGGGAAAUUGUAACAAAAUGUCUAAAAAUUAAUUUAGAAAUGGGGUAAAUACUAUUAAAAAGCAAAUUUUAUUUUAGUCAUAAAAAAUGUUGAAAUAUACCAAAAAUCUUCUAAAAAAUAUUGCCUACUAGAAUUUUUUUAAAAAUUUUCAAAAAUCUACCAAAAAAGUAGAAAUCUACUAAAUGUGGCAACGCUGCACUACCAGCGCUGGUGAAAACCGUCAAAUCCCCUCUCCUCUACCCAUGGCGCGCCAUUUAAAUUUAUCAGAUAAAUGCACAAAACUGCCACUAACAGCGCUGGCGAAAGCUGUCAAAUCCCCUCUACCCAUCGGCUCAUGGCCAAUAAGGAAAUUGUAACCUGUAUCUCUCUCUUGUAUGUUACUUCAAUUGUACAAUAAAACUAGUCCGUUAAAA
Molecule: messenger RNA, 10063 nt
Organism: Diabrotica virgifera virgifera (western corn rootworm)
Lineage: Eukaryota; Metazoa; Arthropoda; Insecta; Coleoptera; Chrysomelidae
Product: zinc finger protein 227-like
Exons: 2
Coding region: 208-2019 (603 amino acids)
Source: RefSeq, a predicted model, not a curated record